Molecule: messenger RNA, 324 nt
Organism: Pocillopora meandrina
Lineage: Eukaryota; Metazoa; Cnidaria; Anthozoa; Scleractinia; Pocilloporidae
Source: the annotation of a GenBank genome assembly
AUGGGAAGUGGAACAAUUCCAGAUAGUGAUAUAACUGCUUCUUCAGUACAAAGUGCCAACACACCAGCCAAGAAUGGUCGACUAAACUACACAUCAGGAUCAUCAUGGUGUGCAGGAACAGGUGACACUAACCCAUAUCUACAGAUUGAUCUAAAGACACUUCAUAUCGUCUGUGCUGUGUCUACUCAAGGGAAUUCUAAAGCAGAUCAGUGGGUGAAGACCUACAAACUGCAAUUAUCCACUGAUGAAACAACUUGGACAGACUAUACCGAGUUAGGUGGGCAGGCGAAGGUAUGUCAUAUGGGCUGGUUGAGAAUUAUAUGA